UCUUCCACUAACCAUUCCAAGUCUACUCACAAGAUCACCAAGAUGCUUUUCACCACUGUCCUUUCCCUCGCAGCAUUGAUCUCAUCGGCCGCAGCCGUCCUUAUCACCGCUCCUACCAAUACAUCAGGAUGGGAGACUUCCGGUUCUGAAGAAAUUACAUGGUCGACGGUCGCUACCGAUCCUACGACUUUUGAUAUUCAACUCAUCACCCCUCAAGAUCCCAAUACACCGAUCAACAUUACGUCUAACGUCGAUUCGUCGUCUGGGCAAUACACUUACACCCCCCCUUCUGACUUAGCGGUCGGUGGUAAUUAUAGGGUUAACAUCGUUUCUCCUAACGGUGGUAUUCUGGCUCAAAGUGAUUAUUUCAAUGUGACCCAGGGUACCAGUAGCGUAUCCCCUUCAUCAUCCGCACCAUCCAGUACCGCCUCCACUUCCGGUACCAGCUCAGGCACCACCACUUCUACCUCAGCUACUAGCUCUACUCCUGCUUCUUCCAGUCCUUCCGCGUCUGCGUCCGGAGCAGCGGGUCAGUUGGUGACCCCAGGAGGCGCGUUGAUGUUCCUCGCUGCUGCCAUCGGCGUAUUGGCCUGAGGACUCUGUCCAACGUCCCCUUGUCGAAUCAAUCCAAGGAGAGAACAAGCAACGGACUUUGAUAUGUGUAGAUGAUGUGUAGAUUCUAGAGUAGUAGUUGAUGCAACCUGCAUCACAUGUUGAAAAACGUUUCGCCGUACGAUCGCGAUCGCCGUGGAGUGCGUGGAAUGCAAAUCGGUCUUUGACUC
Molecule: messenger RNA, 782 nt
Organism: Tremella mesenterica DSM 1558
Lineage: Eukaryota; Fungi; Basidiomycota; Tremellomycetes; Tremellales; Tremellaceae
Exons: 4
Coding region: 43-594 (183 amino acids)
Source: RefSeq, a predicted model, not a curated record